Molecule: messenger RNA, 1131 nt
Organism: Closterium sp. NIES-65
Lineage: Eukaryota; Viridiplantae; Streptophyta; Zygnematophyceae; Desmidiales; Closteriaceae
Source: the annotation of a GenBank genome assembly
AUGCGGGAGGCGGAGCAGAGGAGGAAGGUGUUUGUGGGGAUUUUAGGCUCUCCAGAUGCUCUCUCCGCUGAUGAAAUGCGGUCCUACUUUCUCAAGUACGGCCCUGUGGCAGACCUGUUCCAUCCGCAGCCCAGCAGGGGCUUUGCCUUUGUCACCUUCCAAACAGAGGAUGCUGCCCGCUCCGCCAUGCAGGUGAAGGAGCAGGUCAUUGCCGGGGUGAGGGUUCACGUCAAGCCGCCAGCGCCUAAGGCCUCUGCUGCUUCACACACCCAGCAGUUCCAGCAGAACCAGUACCAGCAGCCGCUGCUGCAGCGCCAGCUCUCCUCCUCGUCCUCGCCUUACUCCCCCAGUGCAGCGACAGCGGCGGCAGCAGCAGCUGCUGCGGCUAUGGGCAUGCCUGGCUCUUUUGGAGCGUUCUUGGACCCGGCAUCCCUGGGUGCUGCAGCAAUGGCUGCUUUGGGAGGUUACCCACCGAUUCCGGGGCUAGACAUGUCCUUGUUUCCAGGCUUGGGGAACAUGAUGGGGGAUGGAAACCUGGGAAUGGGGAUGGGCAUGGGUGGCAUGGGCAUGGGAAUGGGGAUGGGGAUGGGCAUGGGUGGUAUGGGUGGCAUUGGUGGCAUGGGCGGUAUGGGUGGCAUGGGCGGUAUGGGCGGUAUGGGCGGUAUGGGCGUUAUGGGCGGUAGUGGUAUGGGUGGCAUGGGUAGCAUUGGCAGCAUUGGCAGUAUGGGUAGUUUGGGUAGUAUGGGCGGUAUGGGUGGUUUGGAAAGUAUGGGGAGCAUGGGUGGGCUUGGGGGACAGCUGGGAGUGCCGCCAUUAGUGGGGCAGCAACCGGCAGUGCUGCCAGGGCCUUCUCUCUUCAUAAGCAACCUGCACUACAGUGUCACAGUGCAGGAUCUCACCGAGUACUUCAUGGUGCAUGGUGCUGUGCUGGGAGUGGACAUGUUUCGAGACGAAAAGGGGCGAUCCAGAGGCAAGGCGUGCAUUCAUUUCUCCAAUGGCACAGAAGCCGCCAGAGCAUCGAAGCACUUCCCAGUUUGCUGUCAUCCACUUCCAUAUUCUCAGUCGAUCCUUCCCACCUCUCCUCACCUCUCACCUCUCCCCACCUCCCCCCACCGGCUCCCACCGCACUGA